Molecule: messenger RNA, 2367 nt
Organism: Rotaria sordida
Lineage: Eukaryota; Metazoa; Rotifera; Eurotatoria; Philodinida; Philodinidae
Source: the annotation of a GenBank genome assembly
AUGAGAAAAAAAUUUCUCAAUGAAUUAUGGAAUAAAAACUCUAAACAAGUAAUAAAAGAACAAAUUGAACGUGAUCAACGUAUAAAAUUGCAACAAGAUCGAGAAGAAGCUGCUCGUAUUGAACGUAUUCUAAAACAACAAUUAUAUAAUGGUGAUUUAAUUGAUGCUUAUCAACAAGAACAAAACAUCGAAUUUGAAUUAGUUUUGGAAACAAAUCCAGAAACAAAUGAUGUUGUUAUUGAAGUUGCUUUAUUACUUGUUAUCCAUAUGAAACCUCAUCAAAUUGACGGUGUUAAAUUUUUAUGGAAUCAAAUAUUUGAAUCCACAAGUCAAAUUGCAUCUAGUAUUGAUAAUUAUACUAAAAUUGAUCAAGGUGGUUCAGGUGCUAUUCUUGCUCAUUGUAUGGGAUUAGGAAAGACAUUAACUACUAUUGUACUUGUUCAUACACUUUUACGAUAUUCAAAUUUGACACAUGUUCGUCGAGUACUUAUUCUAUGUCCAAUCAACACUACUAUUAAUUGGAGAAAUGAGUUUGAUGAUUGGUUGAAAGAUCUUGAGGCAACUAUUAAUGUGUAUUUGUUCACUAAUGAUGAUAUUCGAACAGAAAAUCGAGAAGAUUUUCUUCGUACUUGGUACGAAAAUGGAGGAGUUCUAUUGAUGGGUUAUGAAAUGUAUCGUCAAUUAACCUUUACAAUUUAUGAUAAACCUGAUGAUCAAGUUAGAAAUAUUUUUAAAAUAGACAAGAAACCACCAUCAUUGAUUGAGCAAAUUAAUAUUGACACAUAUAGAAAAUAUCUACGUAAUCCAGGUCCUGAUCUAAUCAUUUGUGAUGAAGGACAUAUCAUUAAAAAUCCAAGAAGUGCCAUUGCUUCUACAUUGAGUAAAGUACGAACACGUCGUCGUAUAGUUUUGACAGGCACACCAAUGCAAAAUAAUUUGAAAGAAUAUUUUUCUAUGGUUAAUUUUUGUAAACCAAAUUUUCUUGGUACAGAACGUGAGUUUUCUCACCUCUUUCGUAAACCUAUUGAGGCUGGUCAACACCGAGAUAGUUCACCAUAUCAAGUUAAAACUAUGCGAAAUCGUAUCUCUGAUCUGAAUAAACUUUUAAAGAAUAUAAUACAUCGACGAGGUUUUGAUGUUUUACGUUCAUAUUUACCACCCAAAUUUGAAUAUGCUGUUAAGAUUAAAUGUCGACCAAUGCAACGAACACUUUAUGAAACAUAUAUUAAUUAUCAUAGAAUGAAUUCUUUCAAUGAUAAUCUUAAAUUGGCUAAAUUGUUUAGUGAUUAUCAAUAUUUAAUGAAGAUUUGGACACAUCCAUGGCUUCUUCAACCUUAUUUCACUGAAUAUUACAAUAAAAACUCAAAAGAAAAUCAAACUCAGUUUGAAAAUAUAUUUCAAGAUGAUUUUGAUGAUGAAUAUAAUAAAAUAAACGAAAUAUCAUCAACACAAAAUAUAUUAUCAUUACCACUUACAAACAUAGUUAAUCAAGAUUCUCAAGAAAAUCUAUCCAAUGCAAUGAAACAACAAUGGUGGUUCAAUAUAUUCGAUCCGACGAAUACAAAAUUCGAUUUUGAAUUAUCGGGAAAGAUUGUUAUAUUGAAAGGAAUUUUGGAUGAAUGUGAAUCAAUUGGUGAUAAAUUACUUGUAUUUAGUCGAAGUUUAAUUGUUCUUGAUUAUCUUGAACAAUGUCUUGAUUAUUGGAGUGAACAAUCUUUAUCAUCGAAAUGGGAAAAAGAUAUUGAUUAUUUUCGAAUAGAUGGUCAAGUUUCUAUUAAACAUAGAGCAGCUAAUAUAAAAUUAUUCAAUGAUACUAAUAAUACUCGUAGUCGUCUAUUUUUAAUCUCAACAACUGCUGGUGGUUUGGGAAUAAAUCUUUUUUCUGCUAAUCGUGUUAUUAUAUUGGACACUAGUUGGAAUCCAGCUCAUGAUCUUCAAGCUAUGUUUCGUUCAUAUCGACUUGGUCAAACAAAGCCUGUCUAUAUCUAUCGUCUAAUGGUCAAAGGUACAAUGGAAGAAAAAAUUUAUAAACGACAAAUAACUAAACAAGCCAUGUUUCAUCGUGUUAUUGAUGCUGAACAACUUGCUCGUCAUUUCACUUAUGAUGAACUUGCUCAACUUUAUGAAUAUGAUUUCGAUAUUGGUAAUGAUCCAAUGGAUAAACAUGAUGCUAAUCCAAUUCAAGAUAAAGUUUUACAAUAUUUAAUCAAUAAACAUUCGGAUACAAUUGUUUCUUAUUGUGAACAUGAUUCAUUUUUAACUCAUCAUGAUGAAGAAAUUUUAACUGCCGAAGAGCAAAAUCAAACCAACGAUCAGAUAAAAACCCAUCAGCACGAAUUCGAAGGUGAUGAUAUUAUAUGGAUUUGA